GAUAACAGUUAUACAGCAGGUUUCUGGCGACAGAAUGAAGAUCAUCAUGUUUUUCCCACUUCUGCUUCUAGUCUGCUCUGUUUCAGCAGAUCAGACUGAGACUGAAGUCCAACAGUCCAAUACACAGGACAUCAAUGCUGUGCUGAGAGAGCUGACUGCCUCAUUGGCUGUGCAGAAUGAGAGGAUCACUGUCCUACAGAGAGAGAAUGAAGAACAAGCAGCAACGUUGGAGAGUCAGAAAACUGAACUGCAGAGUCAGAAAACGGAGAUCGACGAGCUGAAACAGGAGCUACAAGUCAAACAGGUUGCUUUCUCAGUCUCUCUGCUGGGUCAAGGCCGUGGAGACACUGGACCCUAUGACGCAAAUACUACUCUGAUCUUCAAACGUGUUGUCACAAACAUUGGAAAUGCAUACAACCCACACACAGGUAUUUUCACUGCACCAGUGAGAGGAGUCUACCACUUUGAGUUGCACAUGUUUGGAUAUGGAGACAUUCAGACAGGUGGUGUGUUGUUCAAGAAUAGAAAGCUCAUUUGUAUUGCAUAUGAAGCUCCAACAUCUGGUCGUGUGAGUGCAUCUAAUGGAGCCUCACUGCUUCUAGAGGUUGGAGAUCAGGUGUCUGUACUUCUCCAUGCUAAUACAAGGAUACAUGACAAUCAUAACCAUCAUACCACCUUCAGUGGUCAUCUGAUUUUCACCAUGUGAGAGGUGUGACUGCUCCAACACUUCCUGUUUGGACUGGAAGUAAAUCACCUGCUGGAAUCAGUUUCUUGCUCUCUCUCUCUUCCUGGUUGGGUUCUAGUUUUGUGUUUAUUUGUUUCUACGUCUCCUCUGAUUCUACUGACUCAGAUAAUUUACUUCUUCUUGUGAUCUUUGAUUUAAAUAAAUCCAGUUAAAUGCUCAGUGAUUCUCUUCUCUUUGUCCUGAGUCGGCUCUUCAUAAAGUGCUGCUCCUCGAUUAGGUAAUGACUAUUUUCAAUACGUUGGUAAACUGCAUUAUUUUUUUAUUGGCUCCACUGUCCUGUGUUGGUCAGUCUGUUAUUUUGGUGACUGCUGGCCCACAUGUUUGCUUUUAACUGGAGUCUUUAGUAUUAAGUUUAGCAAAAUCCAACAGUUACUCUUUUUUCUCUUCUUUGAUAAUCAUGCAGAUAUUUUUCUUAAACACUUAAAAGAUGUUAAACUUAAUCUGACUAUCAUGAUAAAAAUGUAAACAGCUGAUUUAGUUUGAUAUAAAAUGUGUGUCAGUGCUGUGGAGGAAUUUCUAGAAGCUGAAAUGUUUCUUUAUUUUUCAUCUGUAUCUGAAUCCAGACACAGAUAACUGACUGUAAACUUACUCGGGUUCAUUUCUUUCAAUUCUUUAGUUUCAAAAUAAAAGCAUCAUUGAACUGACA
Messenger RNA from Oreochromis aureus, 1391 nucleotides. RefSeq names its product complement C1q tumor necrosis factor-related protein 3-like. The transcript is spliced from 4 exons. NCBI's taxonomy places the organism in Eukaryota, Metazoa, Chordata, Actinopteri, Cichliformes, Cichlidae. Gene Ontology annotation, molecular function: protein binding. The record is from RefSeq and is a predicted model, not a curated record. Bases 35 to 706 code for a protein of 223 amino acids.